AUGAAGUUUCUUUGCCUUCAUGGUGCCAUUGGCAAUAUCGAUAAGAAUUUGGCGCGCGAUCAUGCGGCUUCGUUCUAUUACAUCAACGGCUUAGUGAGGAUUAAACCCCCGCAAGGAUUCGAGGAGUACUUUGGCGCUGGACCGCACUAUCGCUGGUCGGAAGAUGGUGGUAUAGCCGAAGAGUCCAUGAUCAGCCGAGUACGCAAGAUCCCAGUCGGGCAUAACCCGGAAGAUGUGAUGCGCGACUUGGUCGGAGACCGAGAUGUGGUAUGGAAAAACCAUGAAGAGGUGAUGCAGUAUCUUUAUGAUACGUUGGAGGAGAACCCAGACAUUGGAGGCAUCAUUGGAUACAGUGAAGGUGCAUCCAUCGCCGCGACCUUCAUUCUCAAUGAACAGCGCAGACAGGAAGAGACUGGGCGCGAGCGAAGGAUCAAAUGCGCAAUGUUCGUCACUGGCUGGCCCCCAAUUGACCCCCACAAGGGAGUCAUUCUCGCAGAUGAGAACGAUGAUCUGGUUGAUGUGCCCACCCUACACGUCGUGGGUGCCAAUGAUCCCUUCCGACAUGGCGCAUAUGCGCUAUACAACGUAUGCGACCCUGAUACAGCCGCAUUCUUCGACACGGGCAAGGGCCACACCAUUCCGCGAUCCGGAUUGGUGAUCGAUGAGCUCGGCGACGCAGUCCGAGACCUCAUCGCUAAAUCUCAGGAGGGAAUAUAA
Messenger RNA from Penicillium subrubescens, 717 nucleotides. RefSeq lists its product as uncharacterized. Lineage: Eukaryota; Fungi; Ascomycota; Eurotiomycetes; Eurotiales; Aspergillaceae. Gene Ontology annotation, cellular component: nucleus; cytoplasm. The transcript has 4 exons. The record is from RefSeq and is a predicted model, not a curated record. The coding region runs from base 1 to 717 and encodes 238 amino acids.